CAGCUGCAGAGGGAGAGAGAGAGAGAUCAGGGAAUGCUGACAACAACGGGCAGGCUCAUGCUGGAGAAGUCAGAAACGCAACAUUUUCUCUCUCUGUGAUCCGAGCGUUUUCAACUCCAACCUUCUUCUUUUUCUGACUGCAUAUUGUUUUUUUUUUUUUCCGCUCGCUUUGGGACUACAUUUCUUCUCCCGACGGCCUGAAAUGACUGGAUAGGUACCGCGUCUAGCCAAUGCUUACUGCAGGGGCUUCUGUCUUGUGGAUUAUCCGUCGUCGUAGUCGCCGAGUCAGUCGUACGAUUGAGCCCGGAGGAGGCCCCACUCUGCUGGAUGGAUGUGUGUGAGGCGGCGCGGUGGUAAUGAUGCUGCUGCUCGGCUUUCAUCGGCACUGGGUCAACUGAUCUUGGAUGUCCGGGCUUCAUCGCCCUCCUACUCGAACCAUUUUCUCCCACAGCAACACUUUGAUUCCUUAAAAACUGGACGCCCCUGGAGCAGUUUAUGACGAGCCUGGUAGGAGCGUGAUGAGCGCGCGCUUCCGCUUGCCUGCUGGCAAAUCCUACAAUGUCCGGGCGACGGAGCUGGAGCGAGACAGGCAGCACACACAGGUUGUGUGCAACGUGCUGCUGCUGGACAACACUGUGCAGGCGUUCAAAGUCAAUAAGUCUGAUCACGGCCAGGUGCUGCUGGACACCGUGUUUAAGCACCUGGAGCUGACUGAGAGAGACUACUUUGGCCUGCACCUGGCUGAUGAUGGCUCAGAUGCACCACGCUGGCUGGAUCCCAAUAAGCUCAUCAGAAAACAGUUAAAAAGAGGGUCUCCACAUAACCUGAGCUUCAGGGUCAAAUUCUUUGUGACUGACCCGAGCAAACUUCAGGAAGAAUACACACGGUACCAAUACUUUCUUCAGAUCAAACAGGAUAUAUUAACUGGAAGAUUGCCCUGUCCUCACAACACAGCUGCUCUGCUGGCAUCCUAUGCUGUUCAGUCCGAGUUGGGGGACUACAAUGAAGCGGAGCAUUCUCCCGGCUAUCUGUCCGACUUCUGCUUCAUCCCAAACCCUCCACAAGACUUCCACAAAGAGGUCUCCAAACAUCACCAGCAGCACAGCGGUCUGUCUCCUGCCCAGUCGGAGUUUAAUUAUCUGAACACAGCACGCUCGCUGGAGCUCUACGGGGUGGAGCUGCACUAUGCAAAGGACCAGAGCAACACAGAGAUUCUCAUUGGGGUGAUGUCCGCUGGAAUCAUGGUUUACAAGAACAGGGUACGGAUCAACUACUUCCCAUGGUUGAAAAUAGUGAAAAUCUCCUUCAAGUGCAAACAGUUUUUCGUCCAGCUGAGAAGAGAGGCGACUGAGGCUCGGGAGUCGCUGCUGGGCUUCAACAUGGUCAACUACCGGGCCUGUAAGAACCUGUGGAAGGCCUGUGUGGAGCACCACACCUUUUUCAGGCUGGAGCGGCCCAUCCCACCACAGAAAAACUUCUUCGCUCACUACUUCAGCCUGGGUUCAAAGUUCAGAUACUGUGGGCGGACAGAAGUGCAAUCUGUGCAGUAUGGAAAGGAGAAAGGGAUCAAGGACAGAGUUUUUGCCAGCAGGUCUCCCAGCAAGCCAUUGGCUAGGAAGCUGGUGGGCGGGACUGACUGGGAGUCUGUAAGCAGGAACAGCCUAUCAGACGAGAGACUGGAAACCCAAAGCCUGCCCACACGCUCGCCACCUGGAACACCUAACCAGAACUCGCUGUUUGUACAAGACGGCACACGGCUACGCCCAUCGUCAGUUGGCCACCUGGUUGAUCAUGUGAUCCACGCUUCACCCAGCCUACCUGUCUUCUCCUCCAAUCACAAGUCGGCAUCAUCCACCCAAGCCAACAGCAUCAGCCUGGACUCAACACCGUCUCCUGAUGGGGUAGAUGGCCAGCCUCCAGCGCUGCCCCCGAAGCAGCUGAGCAGGAAAACACUGAGCCAGAUCAUCCAGGCCCACUCCCAGCAGAGCCUCCUGGACAACCACCUCAACGAGAUGUACGAUGUUCCUGUCAAUGUCGACAAAACCACGCUUAAUGGAGUCGUCCCUCAUGAUAAUCUGGUCCUGAUCAAGAUGAGGCCUGAUGAACACGGACGUUUUGGCUUCAAUGUCAAGGGUGGAGCUGACCAGAAGAUGCCUAUCAUUGUGUCUAGAGUGGCUCCGGGAACUUCAGCCGACCUUUGCGUUCCUCGCCUUAACGAAGGGGACCAGGUGGUCCUGAUAAAUGGACGGGACAUCUCUGACCACACCCAUGACCAGGUGGUGAUGUUCAUCAAAGCCAGCUGUGAAAGCCAUUCUGGGGAGCUCAUCCUAUUGGUCAGGCCGAACGCCAUCUAUGAUGUGGUGGAAGAGAAGGUAGACUCGGAGCCGGAGUUUCAGUACAUCCCAGAGAAAUCUCCGCAGGAUCCCACCCAGCUUGACCAGCACGCCCUGAGGGACUCCAUCAUGGCUCUAAAGGAAGGCCUGAGUAGUGGAGCCAUACUGGCUCAGUUUGAUCAACUGUACAGGAAGAGGCCGGGGAUGACCAUGCUGUGUGCCAAAUUACCUCAGAAUGUUUCCAAAAAUCGCUACAGAGACAUCUCUCCAUAUGAUGCCACACGGGUCGUACUGAAAAGCACAGACGACUACAUCAAUGCAAAUUACAUCAAUAUGGAGAUUCCUGCAUCUAGCCUGAUAAACCGCUACAUUGCAUGCCAGGGUCCACUGCCCAACACCUGCCCUGACUUCUGGCGAAUGACCUGGGAGCAGGGCUCGUCUAUGGUGGUCAUGCUGACUACACAAGUGGAGAGAGGGCGGGUGAAGUGUCACCAGUACUGGCCCAACCCAGACAGCAUGGCCACCUAUGGGGACUUCAAAGUCAUGUGCCACAACGAAGAGGGCAACUCCGCCUUCCUGGUCCGGGAGAUGACACUCACUCACACACAGAGUGCCCAGCAGAGAGAGCUCACUCAGCUUCAAUACCUGGCCUGGCCGGACCACGGCGUUCCUGAUGACUCCACCGAUUUUCUGGACUUCGUGGCUCUGGUACGAAGUAAACGGGCCGGACAGGACCAGCCGAUGGUGGUGCACUGCAGCGCCGGCAUUGGUCGAACAGGGGUUCUGAUCACCAUGGAGACAGCAUUGUGUCUGAUGGAGUGUGGUCAACCCGUGUAUCCUCUGGAUAUCGUCAGAACCAUGAGAGAUCAGAGGGCAAUGAUGAUACAAACACCUAGCCAGUACCGCUUUGUGUGUGAGGCCAUCUUGAAAGUGUACGAGGAAGGCCUGUUCAAGCCCCAAACACCGGUCGUCUACCAGCAGAAGGAGAAGCCAAGGGAGGAAAAGGGUGAAGAGGAGCAGAAUAAAGAGGACAGAGGAGAGGCUGAGAAAGUGGUAGAUGAAGCGGAGGCGGCUGUGGUGGAGCUGUUGGAGAGAGGCCUGGACGAAGAGGAUGAAGAUGACGAUGAGGAAGUGGAGGUGUUGGACGUGGGGGAGGUAACGGAAGAAGAGGAGGAGGAGCCAAGCGUCGCAAGCUGCACCAGCAUGACAAGCGAGACCAGCGCGAAUCCAGAUCCGGAUCCGGAUUUUGUUCCUGCUGACGCCUGACCUCAGCAUGGAGGUUACCAGGAGGAGGAGAAAACAGAAGCACUGUUGCACUUUAUGCUGACGAAAACGGAAAAAAGGACAAACAAACAUGACAUUUAUGAACAAAAAUAAGAAAUCCAGCUGUGUUGAAUAGGUACCGUGACGGGGUGUUUCAUGAUCAGGGUUAGAAAACAAGUGUAUAAAAGAAUAAAACAGUACGAAAAAGUAAUGUGUGGAUUGGGAAAUCGCGGUAGUGCCAUGAGUCCGAAGGGGAGGGGCUGCCCCAUAGAUGAGAAGCUCCCCCGACCUUCAUUCUUUUUGUUUUACCCAAAGGGUCAUCCUGUCCCCUUCUGAGCAAGUCUGCCAGGCAGACCUGCCUUUUUUAAGUCAUGUUAGCUGAUAAAGAGAGAAAUCUUAUCUUUGGUUCCUCAGAAAGAGUAUUUAUUGUGUUUUAGUUUGUGUCAAACCCUGUCCACUGAACAAAAAAAAGCUCUAUGUUCUGUUUGUUUGUACAAGUCUAGAGCUUCAUGCUUUCCUGAUUAAAUCUUAGCUAGUGAGAUAGUGUUGCUCCUCCUGCUCUGUUUUGUUUUAUUUAAUUUUUUUGGCUUUUUGUGGAGGAAAA
This is a messenger RNA of Girardinichthys multiradiatus, 4200 nucleotides long. RefSeq names its product protein tyrosine phosphatase non-receptor type 4a (gene ptpn4a). The record is from RefSeq and is a predicted model, not a curated record. The coding region runs from base 519 to 3599 and encodes 1026 amino acids. Gene Ontology annotation, biological process: protein dephosphorylation. Gene Ontology annotation, cellular component: cytoplasm; cytoskeleton; cytoplasmic side of plasma membrane. The transcript is spliced from 27 exons. Lineage: Eukaryota; Metazoa; Chordata; Actinopteri; Cyprinodontiformes; Goodeidae. Gene Ontology annotation, molecular function: cytoskeletal protein binding; protein tyrosine phosphatase activity.